Hansenula anomala is the source of this 1128-nucleotide messenger RNA. RefSeq lists its product as uncharacterized. The coding region runs from base 1 to 1128 and encodes 375 amino acids. The record is from RefSeq and is a predicted model, not a curated record. Lineage: Eukaryota; Fungi; Ascomycota; Saccharomycetes; Phaffomycetales; Wickerhamomycetaceae. Gene Ontology annotation, biological process: translational initiation. Gene Ontology annotation, molecular function: translation initiation factor activity; RNA binding. The transcript is spliced from 3 exons.
AUGACCAAAUUGGAUCCUCAAGUGGAACGUAUCGAGUUAUUGAGCUCACCGUUGAUCCUAGAUGAAUCAACAAAAGAUGAAGUUUAUCAAGUUGAUGAUGAUCCAAUAGAUGAGACCAAGACAAGGACUUUUAGAUCACAAUCCCCAUUGAGAUUCAGAGAAAGAUUGGCUGGCUUAUUUGGUGGUGGUGGUGGUGGUAGAGCUACUGUUGAUGAACAACUUAAAUCAAUUGCAGAUGCUGAAGAUCAACAACUGAAUAUGGAUCCGAUUGGUGAAGAACAUGAAACAAUCAAAUCAACAGAGACCAGAGGUUCAUCAUUAAUCAAUGAACAGCAAACUUAUUAUAAUACCAUCAGAAACCAAUAUAUUUCAGAUGUUGAACCAUUGAGUGAUCCUAGUAUUGAAAAUAAAGUCCCUAUUAAUGAUGUUCCACCUUCAAGAUUAUUUCUAUCAAUAUAUCCUGAUCAAGUUGAUUAUUUCAAAAGGGAUAAAGAUAUGACAUUGGAUAAGAUAAAGAAUUAUGAUUUGAUGUAUAAGUGGAACUUGUGGAGUGAUAAAAAUAUUUCAAAUGUUUCAAGACCUGGAACUUCAGCUUCAAAUGUUACAUUUUUAGAUAAUGAUCAAGCCAAAACAAGUGAAAAAAGACGAUUGAAAAAAGAGUUUCCAAUCUGUUCAAAGAUUAAACUUAAUGAAACUAUCUUACAAUAUAAAAAGUCAUUCAAACAAUCCAAUGAAACUUUCCAUAUUCAUAUUUUCAAAGAUGGGAUUAAACCAAAGAGAAAUAUAAAAGAAUUUGAAAAUGGAGGUAUUUUAGCAAUGCAAAGUUCAGAUUGUCAUUAUACUCAUUGGAAGUCAUUACUUCGGAUCUUUUUAGAUGAUAAAUUUCAUGGUGAAGAAUAUCCAGAUGUUUAUGCGUUAAAAGAUAAAGUUUGUGGUUUAAGUUUUAUUAUGAAGGAACAACAUAUUCUUUUAACUAAACUAUGGCUUAAAGAUGUUGAUAAAGAAAAAGUAUCACAACUUUGUCGUUUAAUUAGUGAAAACAUUCAUGAACCUUUAUUACUUCAUGCUCUUGAUAAUGCUAAAUUCAUGAAUAAUAAAUCACAAACAAUUGAAAAGGUAUUCUUUUAA